Molecule: messenger RNA, 1165 nt
Organism: Phialemonium atrogriseum
Lineage: Eukaryota; Fungi; Ascomycota; Sordariomycetes; Cephalothecales; Cephalothecaceae
Exons: 2
Coding region: 1-990 (329 amino acids)
Source: RefSeq, a predicted model, not a curated record
AUGGUUGCCGACUUGUCACUUGUUGAGCUCACCGCCUGCGGCCUGGCAAACAAAGGGGAUAGCUGGUGGGCGAAUCCGAAGCCAAGUAGAAUGGAGAAUUGGAGUGUGCCGGCAGUCCACCUCGCCUCAGAAAGAGACAGCAUGACAAAACCUACCGAGAUUAUGGCGCUCCCUGCGCAGGGCCGGUACGAGCAAUUCCGAGUCCCAUUCUACAAAGAUAAGGACGUCGAAGCCAACGUGGAAACGCCCGUCGAAAAAGCCUGGAAAGGGCUCUCUACCGUCAACAACUACGUUCUCUUCGCUCUGGUUUUAUCCGGCGUCGCUCUGGUGGUAACCAUAACCAUCUACCCGGCCGUCGAGGAUGAGAUCCUCCCCCUAAGCACGGUUGUCGGCCUGGGCGGCACGACGAUGGUCCUGCUUAUCCUGUGGCUGGCCCUCCAUUUCGCCAAGAAGCGCAAGAUGAAGCGCGACCGCGAGGACGUGGCUCUCUAUGCUCGGUCGAGGCACUUCCUGGGGCAGGACACGUCGUACGACGGAAUGAGACCCACAACCACGGCAGACCACGACAGCGACUCCGGCGACGAAGCUCGCCUGAUCCCACGCAUCACCGUGACCUCCCCGCCGGCACCGCAGCUCACACGCGCCGAUGUCCCCGCGACGCCUGCCCCAGACCUCGCCGUGACCCGCUACAUCCGUCCGGAGGACGCUGCCCCCACGACGCGCGAGCUCAGGGGGGUCCUAAAGCCGCACGGCAGCAACCCUUUCCGCUCCGGCCCAGCCCCAGCACGGGCUCGCACUGCCGCCGGAUGCCAAAACGCCCCCGACGAUAACGACCAUCUGGAGUGGUUCAGCGACGCCCGGGCGGGUGAGAUGACUGCUUACAGGGCGUCCCCUGGGAGAAGGCCCGUGUUGGUGGAGGCUGAAAAGGUCUACGAGUCUGGGGUGGGGGAUUUCGGUUACCACCAUGGAUACGGAGAGAAACGGACCUGAGGGCGUAGAGCCAUUGUGCCUUGGUCUAGGCCGUGGGGGUUGAGAGCUGGGACGCGGAGGAAGGAAAGAUGCCGGCAUUUGGAACUGAUAGGAUGUUUGGUAUUUAGUUUGGUUAAAGUUGUAACGCAUUUACGAGAGGGGAUACAGAAUAGACUGCUUGCAUAUUGUCUGCAUU